AUGAAUCCUACUUAUCUACCGCAUCACGGCGUAUUGCACGAAUCUAGUCUUACAACGAAGUUACGCGUAGUGUUCGAUGGGUCGGUCAGAACUACGGCGGGAAUCUCACUAAACGAUACUUUAAUGAUCGGAGCGCGAUUACAAGACAAUUUAAUUGAUAUCAUGUUACGAUUUAGAUUGCAUGCCAUUGCAAUCACAGCCGAUUUGAAAAAAAUGUAUAGACAAAUUUUGGUUCACGAAGCCGAUAGAGAUUAUCAAAGGAUUCUGUGGCGGUCGUCGGUGGGCGAACCUAUACGAGAAUUUCGAUUAAACACCGUAACAUACGGAUUAUCGUGUGCCCCGUUUUUGGCCGUGCGUUGCGUGAGACAUUUGGCAAGUAACGCGGACGAUCGAUUGAUGCAAGCGUCUCAAGUCUUACUCAAUGAUUUAUACGUGGAUGAUAUAUUAACCGGUGUUAGUUCAAUUGACGAGGCAACCGAUUUGAUUAAGCAAUUAAAGGAAUUGUUAAAUGAUGGAGGAUUUGAACCACAUAAGUGGCGAUCAAAUUAUAAAGAAAUUUUACAUGAAUUACACUCUAGUGAACGGAUCGAAGAAUCGUUAACUGUCGCGAGCGAUGUAAAUGAGACACAUAUAAAAACAUUGGGUUUGACUUGGCAUCCCGAGCGAGACGUGUUUGAGUUUUCUGUCAAUUCCAUAACAAGGGCGAGUAAAACGAAAAGAGAGGUUCUAUCUGCAAUAUCGCGGUUGUUCGAUCCAUUGGGAUUGAUAAGCCCUAUACUAAUUAGAGCAAAAUUAAUUAUGCAAGGAACUUGGGCCGCAAAUUUGAAAUGGGACGAUUUACUAACCGACAAGCUUCAUAGGGCAUGGAUUGAAUACACUGAUGAUUUAAAUGAUAUUAAUACGAUCCAAGUUCCUCGUAGAAUCAUUGCGAGUGCGAGUGCGAGACGAUUCUAUUUACAGGGGUUUUGCGACGCCUCAAUGAAAGCGUACGGUGCGUGCGUAUACCUGCAAACGAUGGACAACCAUAACAAGGGUAGAUCUAUAUUAAUUUGCUCGAAAUCUCGAGUCGCACCGAUCAAAAGCAAGACAACGACCCUGCCGAGACUUGAGCUUUGCGGCGCUGUUGUUUUAGUACGAUUGUUGAAGCAUGUUUGCGAGGCGCUUAAAAUUGAAGUCAGCGGAAUGUAUGCAUGGAGCGAUUCAAUGAUUGUGUUGGCAUGGAUAGCGGGCGAUCCGUCUCGCCAAAAAACUUUUGUUGCGAAUCGAGUCGCUGAGAUUCAAACGAUUGUCGCGUCAAGUAAUUGGUAUCAUGUCAAGAGUGAGCACAAUCCUGCCGAUCUGAUUUCACGAGGUACAAGUUUACGAGAAUUAAAGGAGUCAAGUCUUUGGUGGGAAGGUCCUAAAAUUUUGUCAGAAUUUUUUGAGAAUAUAAAGGGAUUAAAUCGAUUGCUAACUUGUUCACAAACGGAAACAGAAUUUAUUGAAUCAGAGCAAAAGAAGGAAAUCCAAGUCUUUUUAAUAGUUGACUCAAAGCAAUUAAUUUUACAAUUGUAA
Molecule: messenger RNA, 1554 nt
Organism: Vollenhovia emeryi
Lineage: Eukaryota; Metazoa; Arthropoda; Insecta; Hymenoptera; Formicidae
Exons: 1
Coding region: 1-1554 (517 amino acids)
Source: RefSeq, a predicted model, not a curated record